CGUGCGCCUCUUGUGCUGCUGCUACCUCCAAAUAAGAGCAGCGGCGCGGAUCAGCAGCAAGCAGCGGCCCUCGGAGCCCCAGAAAAAGGUUGCAAGGUCAGGUCCUGCGAUGGGAUGUAGUCCCUCUUGGAUGAGUGAAGGAAAGAGAGAAAAUCAGCGCAAGUGUCUUUUGAAAAAUACGUAUUAGCCUACGUCUUGUGCAGAGCAAGCAGUCAGCCUUUUCCUGAACCGAAAUGUCGGAUGUCACCUCAGCUACUUCAACCCCUCCUCAGAUUGUCAACCCCCCACCUCCUGAGGUAACAAACCUCACUAAACCUGGCCGCAAGACUAAUCAGCUACAGUACAUGCAAAAUGUAGUGGUCAAGACGCUGUGGAGGCAUCAGUUCGCAUGGCCCUUCUACCAGCCUGUUGAUGCUGUCAAGCUGGGGCUGCCGGAUUAUCACAAGAUAAUAAAAAAUCCAAUGGAUAUGGGUACCAUCAAGAAAAGACUGGAGAAUGUGUACUACUGGAGUGCCAGCGAGUGUAUGCAAGACUUCAAUACGAUGUUUACCAACUGUUACAUCUACAAUAAGCCAACAGAUGACAUUGUUUUAAUGGCUCAAGCCUUGGAGAAGAUUUUCCUGCAGAAGGUGGCCUUGAUGCCCCAGGAGGAGGUUGAGUUACUCCCUCCAGCACCUAAGGGCAAGGGCCGCAAACCAGCACCAGGUCAGCCGGAAGGAGCUGUAACGUCUGGCUCUCCACCCUCGGCUUUCCCAGGUGCUACCUCUCCAGCCCCCCAAACGCCAGUUAUCUCCCCUCCUGCAGUGCCUACCAUCACGCCGAGUACGCCCACUGUACAGAAUACGACAGCUCCCUCAAUCAUGCCUGGCCUGCCCCCCUCGCAGCCUGUCAUCAAAAAGAAAGGGGUGAAGAGGAAAGCAGACACCACCACCCCGACUACGUCUGCUAUCACAGCCAGCAGGAGUGAAUCGCCCACCCCUCUCUGCGAAGGCAAGCAGGGCAAAGUGGCCUCUCGGAGGGAAAGCACUGGUCGGCCAAUCAAACCUCCCAAGAAGGACCUGGAGGAUGGUGAGGUGGGGCAGCAUGGAGGCAAACGUGGCCGGCUGACUGAACACCUCAAGUAUUGUGAUACCAUCCUCAAAGAAAUGCUCUCCAAAAAGCAUGCCGCAUACGCCUGGCCAUUCUACAAACCUGUUGAUGCAGAGGCACUUGAACUGCACGAUUACCAUGACAUUAUCAAACACCCUAUGGACUUAAGUACAAUCAAAAAAAAGAUGGACAGUCGGGAAUACCAGGAUGCACAGAGCUUUGCUGCAGAUGUGCGAUUAAUGUUCUCAAAUUGUUACAAGUACAACCCACCUGAUCAUGAGGUUGUAGCAAUGGCUCGAAGACUACAAGAUGUGUUUGAGAUGCGCUUUGCUAAGAUGCCAGAUGAGCCAGUGGAGGUAAAUGUGCCUGGUGGGGCUGGUGGGGCUGGUGUGGUCAGUAAGAGCACUGCAAGCAGCGAGAGCAGCGGCGACUCCUCCACCUCUGAUAGCUCAGACUCCGAGGAGGAGAGAGCUACGCGGCUUGCUGAGCUGCAGGAACAGGUGGGUGCGGAACAGCUAAAAGCUGUCCAUGAGCAGCUAGCUGCUCUCUCACAGGCUCCUGUCAGUAAACCAAAGAAGAAGAAAGAGAGGAAGGACAAAGACAAGAAAAAGAAGGAUAACAAGCACAACAAAGCCAAACCUGAGGACGACAAAAAGCCUAAAGCAGUUCAACCUACGAAACCGGCUCAGCCGAAGAAGGGCCCGGCUAGGAAAGCUAACAGCACUAUUCCUGGCAACAGCAGGCAACCAAAGAAGGGAGCCAGAGGAGGGCCAGGCUACGAAUCGGAUGAUGAAGACUCUGCGCUGCCCAUGACAUAUGACGAGAAGCGGCAGCUGAGCCUAGACAUUAACCGGUUGCCAGGGGAGAAGCUUGGCAGGGUGGUGCACAUCAUCCAGUCCAGGGAGCCCUCGCUGCGGGACUCCAACCCUGACGAGAUUGAGAUCGACUUUGAGACGCUCAAACCCUCCACCCUACGCGAGUUGGAACGCUACGUUAAGACUUGUUUACAGAAGAAACAGAGAAAACCUCUACAGAAAGGCGGCUCUGGGCCAGGCUCAGGCCCGUCCCGACUCAGCGGCAGCAGCAGCUCUUCAGAUUCGGGCAGCAGUAGCUCCAGUGGCUCCACUUCAGACAGCAGUGACUCUGACUGAUGUUUUUGUUUUGUUUUGUUUUUUUAUUUACAUUUUUACUUCCUUUUUUUUCCUUUUUUAAACGUAUGCAGUUGUGGUUGUUUCUCUGAGACUUUUUUAAGAGAGGGGAAAAAAAAGAAACAAUGAAAAUGCAUCAUGUCUUUUUUUCCUUCAUAUGAAAUACCAUAACAGGGGGGAAAAAAAAAUAUAUAUAUAUAUAUAUAUAAAAAAAAAUAGAUAUCUCGUUUCCACUGACUCUGAAAGAGAUGUCCAGAUCAACCAAACUAGAACUAUGAACAAAGAAAACCUUCAGUGAGGCAUACUUGGGAAGAAACGAAACCUUCCUGACUCAAGCGCUGAUAUUUUGCAAAUGGGUUGGCAUUACAAACAAACCAAUGGCAUCUCUGUGCAAGAGAGAGAUAACGGAAGCUCGCAGAACUUUCUCCUCUUUCAUCCCCCUUGAUUUGACCCACUUCAGCCUCUCUUCUGCAGGCGGUGUUGUAUUUAUUUUUUUGUUCUCUCUACUUUGUUGUUGCUUUUCAUUUUCUCCUCCGAAGCCUUAGUGUUGUUAAUGAAUUUUAUUUUUUAAGUUUUUUUUUUUUUUCUUGAACUGCCAGAAAGUUUUGUAUUUUAUGUUCAUAAAAAUUCAAUCAUGUGGUGUCUGUGUUGGCGUGCAUGUUCAUAUAAGGCUCAGUAAUCUAGUGAAUCAAUACUUGGUUCUAUUAAAUAUCAUAACUUAUUUGUUUCAGCCUUUUAGAUUUAGAAAUAGUGGAUGAUUCUAGGUUACAUACUCAUGAGAAGGGUGUGGAAAAAGAAAAUGUCAACUGAGCAUUGUGGGUAUUGGUCAUCCUUCUUUGCUGCACCAUCUUCAGAAGUGAAUGUACGCGACCCCAAAUCGCUCCACCCUUCUAUGACUGAUGUCUAGAUCUCCACCGGCUUUUGCAGCUGGAAGUUGUCUGUUAACGGCCCAAUACAUGCGUCUGGCAGCAGAUAAUCCAUCUACUUUUGAGCGCUUGGUUAAUGUUUUAUGGUAUAGACCUUUCUAGGAAGUGUUGCUCACUUAUGAAUGUUUCCUCUGAACCUUUGGACAAUGAUCAAUGAAUCACAGUCUUCCUUCGAGCAUACUCAUGCAAAAGUGAUUUCUGAAUGUAAAACAAUAGCAGGUUUCACAUCACAAGUCUAUUUGAAAGGAAUAAAUGAACGUUUAUGGUCCCAGUAAA
Messenger RNA from Pygocentrus nattereri (red-bellied piranha), 3439 nucleotides. RefSeq names its product bromodomain containing 3a (gene brd3a). The record is from RefSeq and is a predicted model, not a curated record. Gene Ontology annotation, cellular component: chromatin; nucleus. The coding region runs from base 234 to 2240 and encodes 668 amino acids. Gene Ontology annotation, biological process: chromatin remodeling; regulation of DNA-templated transcription. The transcript is spliced from 11 exons. Lineage: Eukaryota; Metazoa; Chordata; Actinopteri; Characiformes; Serrasalmidae.